AUGCGAAAACAACCCUAUGAUCUCUCAAGGGAGCAUUAUUUUAUUCCUGAUCUUCAUUUUAAAUAUGAUUAUGACCAUAUGCACUCCUAUCAACCUUAUAUAUCUUCAUGUUCAUUUGUCGAUAAUACUUUCCAACAAAAUCCAUACCAGUAUAUUGAAACACCAGGUUGUCCAAGUUUAACCCAAACAUAUUUAAACACAAAUUAUGAUGAAAAUAUAAAUUAUCAAAAUUACACAAAUCCUUUGUUUUCAAAUCAAAUUAUGGUGAAUUCAACUCAUUAUGUUUGUAAAUGGCUAAUUGAAAAUGAUACAAAUAUUUAUUCCAAAAUUAUUUGUGAAAAAAUGUUUAUAUCACUUAAUGAUUUUGUUCAUCAUAUUACCGCUGAUCAUGUAGGUAAUUCAGAUAGAAAAGAACAUUGUUGUAUGUGGCUUGAUUGUACACGAACAUGCAAACCAUUUAAAGCAAAAUACAAGCUUGUUAACCACAUACGAGUUCACACUGGCGAAAAACCAUUUUGUUGUCACUGCUGUGGAAAGUUUUUUGCUCGGUCUGAAAAUUUAAAAAUCCAUCAGCGAACUCAUACUGGUGAGCUGUUUUUCAAUAUCAAUUUAGGAGAAAAGCCUUUUAUUUGUACAUUUGAUGGGUGUGGUCGACGUUUUGCCAAUAGUUCGGACAGAAAAAAACAUUCCCAUGUUCAUAUAACAAACAGACCAUAUUUCUGCAAGUAUAAAAGAUGCAAGAAAAGUUACACUCACCCAUGUUCUCUUCGAAAGCAUUUGCGUAUGCACGAAGAAACUGAAAUAACCGACUAUCCCACAGACAAGAUAAACAUGAACAUCAAAGAUAAAAAUUUAAAUUUUUAUGAUUUAAAUUCUAACGGAUCACAAAAUGAAUCGGAAAAUUCUUGUUUGACAAUUAAUUAA
Molecule: messenger RNA, 924 nt
Organism: Octopus sinensis (East Asian common octopus)
Lineage: Eukaryota; Metazoa; Mollusca; Cephalopoda; Octopoda; Octopodidae
Product: zinc finger protein ZIC 4-like
Exons: 1
Coding region: 1-924 (307 amino acids)
Biological process (GO): central nervous system development; regulation of transcription by RNA polymerase II
Cellular component (GO): nucleus
Molecular function (GO): DNA-binding transcription factor activity, RNA polymerase II-specific; RNA polymerase II cis-regulatory region sequence-specific DNA binding
Source: RefSeq, a predicted model, not a curated record